Acanthosepion pharaonis is the source of this 579-nucleotide messenger RNA. The record is from the annotation of a GenBank genome assembly. NCBI's taxonomy places the organism in Eukaryota, Metazoa, Mollusca, Cephalopoda, Sepiida, Sepiidae.
AUGUCGUACUCGCUCUAUCAAUCUAUCUACAUUCAUCGUUCAUUCUGCCGAAUAACAAUUUCUGUCAGUCCCAGUUAUCUCACACCUCAGGUAAACAGCUUCAGUUAUUUACGCCCCUUGAACCCCGACCCUACCCUACAACUCGUUUCAAUAUUAUCAAACUGUUUUGAUUUUUCUCUUUCAUCCACCGGCAUUCGUCCAUUCUCCAACAUUCAAACGGACAAUCCGACUCUUUGCUCACUGCAAUGUUUAAUCAUUUCCUCAUUGUUAUCUCUGACGUUCUUUCUUUCUUUUUUCUUUCUUUCUGACUUUCUUUCUUUUUUCUUUCUUUCUUUCUACUUACUUUUUCUUUCUUGCUUAUUCUUUCUUUUUUCAUUCACUCUUUCUUUCUUUUUUCUUUCACUCUUUCUUUCCUUCUUUCAUUCUUUCUUUCUUUCAUUUUUUCUUUCUUUCAUUUUUUCUUUUUCUCGCUUUCUAUCCUUCUUUCUUUCUCUCUUUCUUCCUCUCUUUCUUUCUUCCUCUUUUUCUCUCUUCCUUUCUCUUUUACUUUCUUUUUUUCUUUUUACUCAAUUUUAUUGA